CAGCAAAUUCCACUUUUCAAAUCAUGGAGGCAGAACAGAUUAUGGAGGGACAGCCGCAGGUUCCAGAAAAUCCCCAUUCUGAAUACGGCCUCACUGAAAAUGUGGAGAGGAUAGUAGAAAAUGAGAAAAUAAAUGCAGAGAAAACAUCAAAGCAGAAGGUGGAUCUUCAGUCGUUACCCACACGUGCCUACUUGGAUCAGACAGUCGUACCUAUCUUGCUACAGGGACUUGCUGUUCUUGCAAAAGAGAGACCGCCAAAUCCCAUUGAAUUUCUAGCAGCAUAUCUUUUAAAAAACAAGUCACAAUUUGAGGACCGAAAUUAACUCCAUAAAAAUGAGGACAAUUUGGCUGCUAGACUGAAAUGCUCAUUUGCCGCAAUUCAUUUUCUGCUGUAAAAAUCCUUUGGAACCAUGAUGUUGUCUUUCGUAAUCGCACAAUUUGCUUUACCUUUUGAGUUAUUUAAUAAAGAACACUUUACUUUUAAUUUGUUCACUUGUUUUAAAAUAGCUAUUAAGAGACUUUCAAAAUAAAGUACGGAAACUGCA
Molecule: messenger RNA, 545 nt
Organism: Nipponia nippon (crested ibis)
Lineage: Eukaryota; Metazoa; Chordata; Aves; Pelecaniformes; Threskiornithidae
Source: RefSeq, a predicted model, not a curated record